This is a messenger RNA of Ricinus communis (castor bean), 1816 nucleotides long. RefSeq names its product protein SAR DEFICIENT 1. Bases 18 to 1484 code for a protein of 488 amino acids. NCBI's taxonomy places the organism in Eukaryota, Viridiplantae, Streptophyta, Magnoliopsida, Malpighiales, Euphorbiaceae. The record is from RefSeq and is a predicted model, not a curated record. The transcript has 7 exons. Gene Ontology annotation, biological process: regulation of salicylic acid biosynthetic process. Gene Ontology annotation, cellular component: nucleus. Gene Ontology annotation, molecular function: DNA-binding transcription factor activity; sequence-specific DNA binding; calmodulin binding.
CUUAUCGUUAACCCUAAAUGCAACUACCCAUCAUCUCUCUCGAUCUUUUGCUAUUUUUUAUUUUUUUACAAGACAUGGCAGCAAAACGAAAUUUUGAUGAAUCAGGCUCAGACCCAGAUCAGCCAAAUGAAAAACGAGCUAGAACUAGACCUUCUUUUGCUUCAGUGAUUGGUGAAGCUGUUAUGGUGAAUUCCUUACAGAACUUCUGCAAGGCCUUAGAGCCAAUGCUUAGGAGAGUGGUGAAUGAAGAAUUGGAGAAUAGUCUAAGACGGUGUACACGCACGGUCACUCGCUCUCCUUCGUUGCGAAUCAAAGCACCUGAGCCAUCGCCAUCAAGCUACCAACUGGUCUUCAAGAAAAAACUUUCGCUUCCAAUAUUUACAGGAAGCAAAAUCGUCGAUCUUGAUACCAACACCCUUCAAAUCCAGCUAGUAGACGCAAUCGACGGUGUGAUGAUUCCGACAUCUCUCUCUCAUCCCUUCAAAGUAGAAGUCGUAGUUCUUGACGGAGAUUUCCCUUCAGACGGUCGGAACAGUUGGACUAGUGAAGAAUUUGACAGCAGUAUCCUGAAGGAAAGAACUGGCAAGAGGCCUUUACUCGCAGGAGAUUUCUUGACUGUCACCUUAAGAGAGGGAAUUGCACCAAUUGGAGAGAUCGAGUUUACUGAUAAUUCGAGCUGGGUGAGAAGCAGGAAGUUCAGGCUUGGUGCAAGAGUUGUUCUUGGUAGCUCUCAAGGUGUUCGGAUUCGUGAAGCAGUGACCGAUGCUUUUGUCGUCAAGGAUCACCGAGGCGAAUUGUACAAGAAGCAUUACCCCCCAAUGUUAAAAGAUGAAGUAUGGCGUCUUGAGAAGAUUGGAAAAGAUGGAGCUUUCCACAGAAAACUAUCUGCUGCUAACAUUCACACUGUCCAAGACUUCUUGAAAUUGUCCAUUGUCGACCCACCAAAGCUUAGGAAGAUUUUAGACAAUGGAAUGUCCGAGAAAAUGUGGGAGGUAACAAUGAAGCACGCAAGAACAUGCGAGAUGGGGAACAAACAUUAUAUUUUUCGAGGACAGAGUUGCACUGUCACCUUAAACCCUAUAUGUCAAGUUCUUAGUGCUACUAUAAAUGGGCAAACAUAUUCUACUAGAGAUCUUCCAAGCAUUAGGGGAUACAUUGAGAAUUUGGUGAGACAAGCUUAUGCGAAUUGGAGCUCCUUAGAAGUGGUUGUCGGAGUCCCAAAUGAGAUUUCUUUGCUCACACAAGGUGAGCAGCUAGUGGAUCAGUACCCUAAUCACCAUUAUCAAGCAAUGGUGAAAUCAUAUCACCAAAUUGAGUAUACAACUGAAAGAUAUUUUGAGGAUCAAACAAACGCUACAAAUGCACAUAUGGGAUACAUCAAUUGGCAGCAUGCUCCAUCGGUUAGUCCUGGCAUCCGCCGCUACAGUAUCUCCGAGUCAUCAUCGAACAGUAGUGAAUUGACUCCGAGGUCUUACAUCAAUUGAAGAUAAUUGAUGGUAGAUUAGAAUCAACUGAACUUGAUGUAAAUAGAAAACAAGAGGGCUAUAGCUUCUUAAUUUGGAUGUUGGCAUAUUGAAAUGUUUUGGCAAUGGCAUGGUGAAGAGCCACCAUUUGCUUUAUAAGAGUUUAGCUAUUAGUACAUCAUAUAAAUGUAGGGGGCUUUUGCAUCAACAGGUUGGCAUAAGUGGUGUAGUUUUACACUGGAUUAUGGGGUUUUAGCCUACUACGACAAGUCUUUUAACCCGUUGGUUUUUUAAUCCUCCUCUCUAUCAAAACCUGUUGAUUAAUGAUUUAAUAAAGUUUUUCUUUUCUCUUA